UUCACGUUGGUAACAUUGUGAGUUAACCUGUCAGAAGUGAACCAGCAGAUCUCGGCUGACCAGAAGACGAUUAGUACACGCAAUUUACGAUCGAGCAAUUUUAUCCAAGCUCAAUUUCAAAACGAAACCAAAAAUUCUCGUAGACGACGUCUGUCCGGAAUUCAUAUUCUCGGUCCACCUAAAAAUAAUAUUCCAGAAGCGGCUUGGUAUGCGGUGGUAAACAUCGACAGACUUUCCAGGAGAAUCGUAGUAGCAAGUAGUAACACUGACGCUGACCAGACAAGCUCACAAGAAUAGGAUGUCAGGGCAUAGAGGCUCUGGUGGGGCUGGGAGUCACCAAGGUGGUCCUCCAGGGCUUAAACAGAUAGAUCUUGAUCAAAUUUGGGGUGAUUUGAAGGAAGGCAUAGAGCAAGUCUAUAACAGACAAUGUAUGUCCAAACCAAGAUAUAUUGAGCUCUAUACACAUGUGUAUAACUAUUGCACGAGUGUACAUCAACAGCUUACAAGAACUUCUACAAAAAGUAAAAAGGGCCAAGUUACAGGUGGCGCACAACUGGUUGGUUUGGAGUUGUACAAGCGUCUUCGAGAUUUUCUUAGGAAUUAUCUUAUUAGUCUACUGAAGCAUGGUAUCGACUUGAUGGACGAAGAUGUUCUUCAAUUCUACACGAGACAAUGGGAAGAGUAUCAAUUCAGCAGUAAAGUCUUAAAUGGUGUGUGUGCUUAUCUAAAUCGUCAUUGGGUCCGUCGGGAAUGUGAAGAAGGGCGUAAAGGAAUAUAUGAGAUCUAUCAACUAGCGCUAGUUACGUGGCGAGACAAUUUAUUCAAGCAUCUGAACAAACAAGUGACUAAUGCAGUAUUGAAGCUGAUUGAACGAGAACGGAAUGGUGAAACGAUAAAUACGCGUCUGGUUAGUGGAGUAAUUAAUUGUUAUGUUGAGCUAGGUCUUAACGAGGAAGAUCCUGGUGCCAAGGGACAGAAUCUUACAGUUUAUAAGGAUUCCUUUGAAAAUGUCUUCCUUGAAGACACUGAACGUUUUUAUACUCGCGAAAGUACCGAAUUUCUUCGUCAGAAUCCAGUUACAGAAUACAUGAAAAAGGCUGAACAAAGGUUACUGGAGGAACAAAAACGCGUUCAGGUUUAUUUGCAUCAGACAACCCACGAGAGAUUAGCAAAAACGUGUGAGAAAGUUUUGAUUGAAAAACAUCUGGACAUCUUUCACUCGGAAUUUCAAAAUCUACUGGAUGCAGACAAAAAUAUUGACCUAGGAAGGAUGUAUCAGUUGGUUGCGAGGAUACCAAAUGGUCUUGGUGAGCUGCGAAAUCUUCUUGAGACUCACAUAGCCAAUCAGGGUCUGGCAGCCAUUGAUAAGUGUGGUGAUUCAGCCGCAAAUGAUCCUAAGGUAUAUGUCAACACAAUAUUAGAAGUUCAUAAAAAGUACAACGCCUUGGUCUUGGUAGCAUUCAACAAUGAUAGCGGCUUCGUAGCAGCUUUAGAUAAGGCUUGUGGUCGAUUCAUUAACAGCAAUUCAGUAACUAAAGCUGCAAAUAGUAGCAGCAAAUCUCCGGAACUUUUAGCAAGGUAUUGCGAUCUGUUGUUAAAGAAAAGCAGCAAGAAUCCUGAAGAAGCUGAGCUGGAAGAUACACUUAACCAAGUUAUGGUUGUAUUUAAAUACAUAGAGGACAAAGAUGUAUUUCAAAAGUUUUACAGCAAGAUGUUAGCGAAGCGAUUAGUGCAGCAUAUGUCCGCUAGCGAUGACGCUGAGGCUUCUAUGAUCUCGAAACUGAAACAAGCCUGUGGAUUCGAGUAUACUUCAAAAUUGCAACGCAUGUUCCAGGAUAUUGGGGUCUCAAAGGAUCUGAACGAACAAUUUCGAAGGCAUUUGACGAACUCAGCAGAGCCAUUGGACAUUGACUUUAGUAUCCAAGUACUGUCGUCUGGUUCUUGGCCAUUUCAACAGUCUGUUACAUUUUCCCUGCCUACGGAGCUGGAACGAUCUGUACACAGGUUCACAACCUUCUACAGUUCUCAGCACAGCGGAAGAAAACUUAAUUGGCUGUAUAACAUGUCUAAAGGGGAAUUACAUACAAAUUGUUUCAAAAACAGAUAUACGUUGCAAGCAUCCACUUUUCAAAUGGCUGUUCUUCUUCAAUACAAUGGAGCCACUAUGUGGACAAUACAACAGUUGCAUGAUGCAACACAAAUUAAAAUGGAUUUUUUAUUACAGGUCAUUCAAAUUCUUCUGAAAGCUAAAUUGUUAACGGCUGCCACCGAUGACGAGACGGAAUUAACUCCAUUAUCCACAGUAGAGCUUUUUACUGGAUACAAAAACAAAAAAUUAAGAGUAAAUAUCAACAUGCAAAUGAAGACAGAACUCAAGGUAGAACAGGAAACAACUCAUAAGCAUAUAGAGGAAGACCGAAAGCUUUUGAUUCAGGCGGCAAUCGUCAGAAUUAUGAAAAUGCGAAAGGUCUUGAAACACCAACAACUCGUUGCCGAAGUACUCAAUCAGCUGAGUUCUAGGUUCAAGCCGAGAGUUCACGUCAUUAAGAAAUGUAUAGAUAUUUUAAUUGAGAAGGAGUAUCUGGAGAGAACAGAAGGUCAGAAGGACACCUAUAGCUAUCUGGCAUGAUCUGCCGAAUCGAUACAGCGAUACAGCAGUAACCAUAUACAACAGAAAAGAACCGGGGACUGUGACCCCACAAUGCUAAUGUUGCAGCACACCUUACGAUAUUUAUUUAUGUCGCAGCUAAUUCUUUCCUAUUCUUUUGUUCUUAGCUCUUUUUAUUUCCUUUUUUGUUCUAAUCGUGUUCCGCCUCCCCCUGUUUAAUCCUGCAUAUGGAAGUCAUUGUACCCUGUGUUGUGUCCGACCGCAUUUAGAAACUGGUUUUUAUAAUUGUUAAUAAAAUUAUUUAAUAGUCAUGCCAUAGAAGUGUUUGCAAAACGCCUCUGUCAUUUAUUCUUCAUUUAUGAUUUUCUUUUCAAUGCGCUCCGCUAUACUUCUGAUCAAUGGGAAUAAAAUCAAUGUCCCUUCUUAUACCUAAUUUCAAGUUCAUUAAAACCAGUCUCUGAACAAUACUUAUUGACCAAUAAUGGUACUAUUUUCGUUUGUUCAUUUCAUCUUAUUACUUUCGAACUUCAUUAAUUAUUCAUUAUUAUAAUUUCCGUUAAAUAAUUUGAUACUGCAAGAUUAUUUAAUAAAAGCAAGGUGUUAUAAGUCUUUUAUUUAGGUUCUUUCAAAGACGAACAGGCUUUUUAUUGUAACACAGUUAAGUUUUUUCUCCGUGCUUUAGUGGGUUUUUUUCUAGAGACAUUAAAUGUGAAACAUGGGUCUUUUGAGUGGCAUUUGUUGUAACAAUAAUCACUCGAUUUUUUUUAGGAAUUCCUUUUUUUCUUGUUUAACUGUUCAGCCACCUUCUUUAUAUGCUAAAAACCGGUUUACCUUGACUCAAAAUUCACAGAAGUCUUGCUUUCGAGAAUAACAUUUAAGACCAAUCAAUUUUUUAACAACUUGAAAAUCAUCAUUUAGGCCGCCAUUAUAUCUGCUUCAUUUUCAUACAUUUUACGAUUAAAACUUUAAAAUAUACUUAAAUGAAGAUCCCCGUAUAAGGAAAGUGAUAAAAUAAAUAUUUUAACGAAUUAAUGAAAAUAACGGACAAAAUGGUCUUGCUUCUCACGUUAUCAUUCCGUGUACCUGUACACACAUGAAAUAGUUGAACGAACAGUAGUCUUCAGGAUAAUGAGAUGAAGUUGUAUUUACCGUUAUAUUGCGACACUAUUGUCGCCGAAGUGCUGGUGUAUGUGAAAGGGAAGGAAGAUUCAAAAAACUUGUUUUUGUGUUCCCAUAAGUUCUUAUUUCAUAUCCUUCCCUGCACAUUAACAAUAAUUUUGUACGGCACCUCGUUCAAUUGUUCUGUUCGUUUUCUCCGGCACAGAGAACCUGUUACCAGAUGAACUUCACAAAAUUUUCUAGGAGGUGGGAUCAAAGUAUUAUCAAAAUGCGUGGGUUCAAUAACAUUCUUGUUCUUCUGUCUUCUUUCUAAAAUCUAGUAGCUGACAUCGUGCAAUAAAAAUAAUAAAUAAGA
Cephus cinctus (wheat stem sawfly) is the source of this 4082-nucleotide messenger RNA. It is a transcript of the gene Cul1, whose product is annotated as cullin-1. The transcript is spliced from 14 exons. Bases 299 to 2629 code for a protein of 776 amino acids. Gene Ontology annotation, cellular component: SCF ubiquitin ligase complex. The record is from RefSeq and is a predicted model, not a curated record. Lineage: Eukaryota; Metazoa; Arthropoda; Insecta; Hymenoptera; Cephidae. Gene Ontology annotation, molecular function: ubiquitin protein ligase binding. Gene Ontology annotation, biological process: protein ubiquitination; SCF-dependent proteasomal ubiquitin-dependent protein catabolic process.